CCAUACAUUCUUCGGCCAUUCACCGAACCUGAAUGCAGCCGAGCAUCACCUGCACGCCUCGCUCGCAUGAGAAUGUUCAACAAACUGGUAUCUUCUAUCCGUGUACGGGUUGAACAAGCAUUUGGCAUUCUGAAAGGUCGGUUUCCUGGACUAAAAAUCCUAGGGACACCCUCAGAGAUAGCCAAUGCAUACCGCACGGUCGAAGCUCUCAUGUCUAUCCACAACUUCUGUAUCGACAACGACGAUCACCCUGAAGCUAUCCCGUGGUUUGAUUGGCGCGAUCCUGAAGUUGAUGCAGCUAUUGAGCUUGCACGUGCAGGGAUCCUGGAUGAUGAAGAGAUGGGGAAUGUGGGAGGACCUGCAGAGGAACAGCCUGGCGAUGAUCUCAGGGAACUGGGGCAUCAGAUGAGGGAAGAGCUUUUCAAUGUGUUGUUCCCGCCCGAAUAG
Molecule: messenger RNA, 447 nt
Organism: Fomitopsis serialis
Lineage: Eukaryota; Fungi; Basidiomycota; Agaricomycetes; Polyporales; Fomitopsidaceae
Exons: 1
Source: RefSeq, a predicted model, not a curated record